Acanthopagrus latus (yellowfin seabream) is the source of this 5809-nucleotide messenger RNA. It is a transcript of the gene dnmt3bb.1, whose product is annotated as DNA (cytosine-5-)-methyltransferase 3 beta, duplicate b.1. The record is from RefSeq and is a predicted model, not a curated record. NCBI's taxonomy places the organism in Eukaryota, Metazoa, Chordata, Actinopteri, Spariformes, Sparidae. The transcript is spliced from 21 exons. Gene Ontology annotation, biological process: negative regulation of transcription by RNA polymerase II. Gene Ontology annotation, molecular function: DNA binding; DNA (cytosine-5-)-methyltransferase activity, acting on CpG substrates. The coding region runs from base 283 to 2847 and encodes 854 amino acids. Gene Ontology annotation, cellular component: nucleus.
CACGCAGUGUACAGCGGGACACACACGCACAGAGCACGCGAGAGAGAGAGAGAGAGAGAGAGAGAGAGAGAGAGAGAGAGAGAGAGAGAGAGAGAUCUGCAGCAGCAUGCUCCGACAGAGUGAACACCUCCUGCUUGAGGACUAGACGGACCUGCUCCCUGCUUCCAGCUCCGACACUCGCUUUUCACCUCUUUUCACUCCAUUCCUCCUCAAACUCGACUCUCCGGACACCGACUCACCUUCUCCUCACUUCCCUGCCGUGGAUGAGUGCAACAAGCGUGGAUGGUUAUGUUUGAAAAGGAGUCAGGACAGACACUGGACCAGUCGACCGCCACAGCGAUGCCUUCCAACAAAUACUCUGCUGCUAUCAUGGAGGAGAGCAACAACAUGGCCGCCACCGCGCCUGUGAACGGAGACACGCCUCCAGCCGAGGGCCUAUCAGAGAACGACAGCGGCGUGGAGCUGACCAAUGAGAACAGCCCGCUGACGGCGGCUGAACCGCCCUCCCCCUUCAGCCCCAAGCAGAACGGAGACGCUGCCUCGCCUCAAGAUGAUAACCAGUGUACGAGGGGCAACAGGAAGAGGAACAGGAAGAAGUCGGUGGAGGAAGAGACCACCUGGGACUCCUACAGCGAGGACAAGUCUUCCGGAGCGCCUCAGCUGAGUUUGAGACAGACACCUCGACCCAGAACCAUCUUCCAGGCCGGUCUGACGCCGCACUCAAACACCAAACCUCGCAGACAGAACCGCAAGCUGGAGCACAGCACGUCACUGUGUGUUGGUGGUCCCCGGGUGGCCGGCGGUGUCCCAGAGUCCCCCCGUCUGGAGCUGAUGGAACAGGACUCCAAGGACUCGGCCCAGAGCAGCAUCACCUCGUCCAGCUCUGAAAUCCAGCCAGAGUACAAUGACAACAAGGGUUUCGGCAUCGGCGAGCUGGUGUGGGGGAAAAUCAAGGGCUUCUCCUGGUGGCCCGGCAUCGUGGUGACGUGGCGCGCCACCGGCAAGCGGCAGGCCAGCCACGGCAUGAGGUGGCUGCAGUGGUUUGGAGACGGAAAGUUCUCUGAGGUUUCAGCAGACAAACUGGACUCCAUCACUGCCUUCCCCAAGUUCUUCAGCCAGGCCUCCUACACCAAGCUGGCCUCCUACCGCAGAGCCAUCUUCCAGGCGCUGGAGAUGGCCAGCAUCCGCGCAGAGAAAACCUUCACUCCCUGCGAGUCGGAUAAUCCGGACGACCAGGUCAAACCCAUGCUGGACUGGGCCAACGGCGGCUUCCUGCCCAAAGGAGAGGAGGGACUCAAACCUACACACACCGCCGACAGUAACCCUCUGGACCACCAGGUCCUGGAUGUGGCCCUGCCAGAGUAUUUCCCCAGCGCCAAGCGGCCCAAAGUCAGUCUCUGUAAGAACAAGGCCGCCCCCGAGGAGUCCUACAGCAGAGAACAAAUGGUGAAUGAAGUUCUAAAGAAUAAAAGAAGUAUAGAAGAUUUCUGUCUCUCUUGUGGAAAGAUGAGAGCAGCAACCUUCCACCCGCUGUUUGAAGGAGGCCUGUGCCAAACAUGCAAGGACGUUUACCUGGAGAUGUCCUACAUGUACGAUGACGACGGUUACCAGUCCUACUGCACCGUCUGCUGCGGAGGUCGGGAGGUUCUGCUCUGCGGCAACGCCAACUGCUGCAGGUGUUUCUGCGUCGACUGUCUGGACAUCCUGGUCGACCCCGGAGCGUCUAACAACGCUCGGUAUCUGGACCCGUGGCGCUGCUACAUGUGCCAGCCGCUGCUGCAGUACGGCGUCCUGAAGCGACGGCACGACUGGAGCCUCAAGCUGCAGGAGUUCUUCGCCAACGACAAAGGACAAGAGUUUGAGAAACCAAAGAUUUACCCAGCAGUCCCUGCAGAGCAAAGACGACCAAUCAGAGUGCUCUCCCUGUUUGAUGGCAUUGCAACUGGCUACCUGGUUCUGAGGGACCUUGGUUUUAAGGUGGACCAGUACGUGGCGUCGGAGGUGUGUGAGGACUCCAUCUCAGUGGGUGUCGUCAGACAUGAAGGAAAGAUCCAGUAUGUCCACGACGUCAGAGACAUCACCAGGAAAAACCUGCUGGAGUGGGGUCCGUUUGACCUGGUGAUCGGAGGAAGUCCCUGCAACGACCUGUCGAUCGUCAAUCCUGCCAGGAAAGGCCUCUACGAGGGCACAGGGAGGUUGUUCUUUGAGUUUUAUCGCCUGCUGAGCGAAGCCAAGCCCAAAGAAGGAGAGAACCGGCCGUUCUUCUGGAUGUUUGAGAACGUGGUCGCCAUGGGCGUCAACGACAAGAGGGACAUCUCACGAUUCCUGGAGUGUAACCCUGUGAUGAUCGACGCUAUCGAGGUCUCUGCUGCUCACCGUGCCCGAUACUUCUGGGGAAACCUGCCGGGCAUGAACAGGUUGGAGAGGGAACUCAACUCAGAGAGACGCUUGAGUCCUGAUCUCUCCUCUAUGACAGCAGACUUAAGACUAAAUGUGGUUCCUCCUCCAUGUUUCAGGCCUCUGUGUGCCUCUGGGAUGGACAAGCUGGAGCUGCAGGACUGUCUGGAGCACGGCAGAGUCGCCAAGUUUGGGAAGGUGCGUACAAUCACUACCCGCUCCAACUCCAUCAAACAAGGGAAGGAUCAACACUUCCCGGUGCUGAUGAACGGGAAGGAGGACAUACUGUGGUGCACUGAGCUGGAGAGGAUCUUCGGCUUCCCGGUCCACUACACAGACGUGUCCAACAUGGGUCGUGGUGCCAGACAGAAGCUCCUGGGCCGGUCCUGGAGCGUCCCUGUCAUCAGGCAUCUGUUCGCACCACUCAAAGACUACUUCGCCUGUGAAUAGACUCCACCGGUCACCAGCGUACGGACGCCAAAACACCAGCUUUUCUAUCCUGAUACUGGCUCCAACAAACAAGCCACAUUUUGUGAAGAGCUGGACGUUUUUUUCUUUCAGCCAAACAGCCGAAAGUUUCUCUAAACAUCAGUGGAACCGGGAAACAGUGAAAGGGGGAAACUUGACGGUCAGUUUGUGUCGAGUCCUUUCUGGAUCCUGGUGAUAAUGCACUGCAGCCGUAGACACACGUAACACACACUAACACAGAGAUACACAAAUACAGCCUAGGUGAGCACCCUGGCUGUGGUUGAUCACUACCCCAGAGGGUCAAAGGUCGGGUGUCUGAUUGAUGAACAUGCAGUGGUGAUGGAGGCCAGCAGCGCUCCGCCUCUCCGGAGCGACAACAGACGACACCUGACGCUUCUUCUUUUAUAAUUAACAGAUAUUUUUAAUAGGAUAUUUCUCUUGUAAGAUGCCCCUGGCAGGCAUCGUUUUUAAGUUGACAACACUUAGUAGUUGUAGAAAAUAGAGAACAAGAUGGCACCGACGGUACAACUUUUUGAGUGGCAACCGUAUCGAACUUAUUUUUAGGAGGUGUUAAACAUUUCAGAGGUAACGCGUGUGACGACAAACAGGCUGCUGACAUCGAAACAGAAACACUUUUUAAGCUCACUUGAACCAAAGUCAUAAGAUGGACCGUUAAAGUCCAGCGAACCUUUUUGAGUCACCUGCUGAUCCACUCACCUCGCCUGAAUGUAUUUUCCCCAAAACGUUUGCUUCAUCGAUCCGUCUUGAAAAGCAGAAACAUGUUGGUUUUUGUCCAAAGUCAGUCUUUCAUCUCGUUGCUGACAUUUUCCCACCCAGUGGAGAAUUCGUGCAGAUUUAGAUGAAAACACGGAAAGAAAACCUCCAUGUUUGAGUUUUUCAGGAGACCAAUGAAAGAAGGAAAACACAUUCAGCAGUGGAAGCUAGUGGACCAAAAACCUAACUUGAAACUGAAGCAGGAUCUUGGCUUUAUAUGUAGAUGAGUUCAUAUUAUUUUGUUAUAUUUUCUUUCUUGUUUACUGUAAUGGCUGGAUGCCAGUGUCUCCACAUGUGGGUGAUUCUGGUGAGAAGAAGUUCAUUUGAAUCCAGGAAAGAGUCGAGCGAGUGUCACUGUGUGUAAAUGUGUUGUUAUGGUGGGAAACACUGGUGAACACAAUGUUUUUAUGUAAACCAGCACUGACUACUUUUUGUUUAAAGGAGUUUUUUUUUUUUUUUUUUUUAUUCAGUUUCCAAAAAGAUCUGACGAGGGAACUGCCAUAAAAAUCAUCUCUGUGAUGGUGGUGAUACCGAGCUUUGUUCUGUGUGGUGCGCAGGCUUUAGUGUGUACAGUGUGUUAAAAUAAUUCAGCGUGACAAGAGUAAAAUCAGAGGAUGAAUGUGAAACUUAAAGAUAAAGUUCAGUCAUCAUCUCCUCAGCUUCAUGCUGAUGGAAGUCCAGUGUUCUCCUGAACAACUGAAGUAGACAGAAACAAUCUGUCUUCAUACAGCUCGUCUAGCAUAAUCCAAGUAUCUGGAAGUCCCAAGAUCCUGUAUUCAUUUGAAAAGAUGUUUUUUUAUAUCGUCUUUGAAGCCAAAAUCUUCACUGUAGCUGUUACGCUCAAGGUGUUAACUCGCACCUGGACUGAAGUGGAUGCACGCGGGUGUAAAUAACAUCUUUGCGAAUCAAUUUGGGAUUUCAGGAUCUUUUUAUGCUUCAGUUGUUCAGUCGAAUGCCAGUUUUUUUUUUGCUAUGACGCAACUGAAUUGUUUAGUGGACUACACAACUUCGUCAGCAUGCGGGUGAGGAGAUGAUGACUGAAUUUUCUUUUUAUGGGGUGAACUACUCCUUUAAUGGAUUGGCAGGUGGAAGGGUAACUUCUCAUUCUGUACGCUCGAGCCUGCUCACCAUACGGACGUAUUUUACUGAGCUGUUUGGACCGACUCACAAAAACUCUUCGUAGUCUUUCUUAAAAAACAUCUUGUUUAUUUGAUAACUGGAAGAUUUUUAAAUGCUGUUGGCUGUCACCAAAUCAUACUGAAUGGGCAUUACCUCAGACAAAGGGGCAACUGUACAUCACUCCUCCUCUAGGAUCUCUGUUCUGUGAAUACAUACUGUAGCUUUCUGCUCCCAUAUGCCCUGUAUAUAUAUAUAGAGCUCGUAUGUUUUUUAUCACUGGAACCUUUUUUUUUUUACACAAUGUUUAGCGUACUGUACCAUAGAAAGGUUUACAAGCGUUUUGACUCUCUUGUUUGACCACAAGCUACUUAAACAAACAAAUAUACACCAAAAUGCACAAAUGCCUUCUUGACGAGCUGUUGUCUUUCUUUAAAUGACCAGUUCGUCAAGAAAUGUAAGAAUCCUCGUUGGGGUUCACCAGACCCCUUAAAGUGCCAGGAACGUCUUUUAGUUUUCAAGUCCUUUAAAAAACCAAAAAGUAAUUGUUUACAUGCUUCAUUAAUACUGCUGAACCUGUCGAAUGUUUUGCUUGAAAACAGUGCGCAAAAAAUAUAUUUUCUCAAGUUUUCUCAAGUUUUUCUUUUCUCCUCGUAACUGCUCCUUUAAGACUUUUUAUAUUGAUAACACAUACAGUUUUAACACCGUAUAAAACUUGCUUGAAACGUGUAAUGUUACAGUACGAUAUAGAACAUAUUAAUCGAUAGCUUUCUGAGACCUUGUGUUAGCUGUAAAACAUUUGAGUGUUUAUUUGUAGACUUGAGUGUGAAUGAUGUUUUAACAUUUCUGUGCUUUAUCUCGUGUCAGAAUCACAUUUGAGGAUUUUUUUUCUUUUGCUUUUUUAUGAACCUAAAGUGCAAAAGCAUUUAAAAAGAACAGAUUCUGUACUAUUUUUAUACGUUAUUUGAAAUGUUAGUGGAAAAUGUUUGUACUUCUUAUAGCAACCUAUAUAUGAUUUUUACUCAAUAAAACGCAGCUCGGCUGCUGAAAAUCA